GAGCCAGACAGCUCUUCAGAUGAUGAAUAGAAAUACAGUGUUGUAUAUUUGUGUAUACAAUUGCUAUGUAUUCAUUAAUUAGAAAUGUUAUAAACAAGACUAACAUAAUAUGGACAGGGCCGGCGUAAGGCUUAAUGACGCCCGAGGCCAAAAUGCCAACCGACGUCUUUUUCAUACAACAACCCUCACGAGUCACAAUGGCUCGACGCGAUCUCGAUUGAACGAUAACAAAUAUUUGGGAAUUAUAGCAACAUAUAUGAUAGAACAUUCUACGCUAAACCAUAGUUCAUUUUCACUAAUGGAAUCGCAACCCAUUGACUUGAAAAAUGAAAGUAAUAGAUUGGCCACAUUCACAGGUUGGCCAUUGUCGUUUAUUAUUAGUCCUAAAAGCUUAGCAGCCGCUGGAUUCUAUUAUACUAAACAUACCGACAAGGUUAAAUGUGCAUUUUGUAACAUUUGUGUUUGUCGUUGGGAAUUUGGUGAUAAUGCUGUUGAUGAACAUAAACGUCAUAAUCCCAAUUGUAGUUUUAUCCUAAGUCAAGACUGUGGUAAUAUACCUGUUAUUGAAGGAAUUCAGUUAAGAGGAGAGUUUGUUGAAACCCAUAAAGAAACCGGUGAACCAAUUGACAUUCAAGGUUUGGGUGUUAGAGCACAUCAAGUAGCUUUUCAUUUAAAUUAUAAUUCUUUUGCCGCUCGGUUGAAAUCAUUUAAAGGUUGGAAAAAUGAAUCUCAAAAACCUGAAGAUUUGGCCAUUGCUGGUUUUUUUUUUUCAGGAAGCAAUGAUGAGGUCCGCUGUUAUUAUUGUGAUGGAGGUCUUCAAAAUUGGGAAAUGACUGAUAACCCAUGGGUUGAGCAUGCAAAAUGGUUUCCAAAUUGUGGCUUUUUAAAUUUAGUUAAAGGUGAGAAAUUCUUGGAUGGAAAUUUGGUGGAAAGAUUCAAUGCACUUUUAAAUAGAAGUAGUAAUACAUCAUCGUCAUCUCAAGAGGGAAAUAUGGUUAGUAUUCACCAAACAGAUGAUACUACAUUGAAUGGAACAAGUUCUUCAACCACUGGUGAUCAACAGAUUAGUGACCUUAUGGUAUUACCUGAAGCAAUGACUGCAUUACAGUUAGGUUUACAACCAGAUCAUAUUAGACAAGCAAUAAGAAAUAAUAUACAAGAUAUUGGUAGACCUUUUCGUAGAACAGAUUCUUUUAUACAACAAAUUUUGGUUGAAGUUACGCUUCCUGUUGAAGGAGAUUCUGUGACUAUAGAAGAUUUUCUUCAGAGAGAAGCAGCAUUAUUGAGACCAAAUACUUUUGAUUCUCAAUCAUUAUCUGACGAAUCAAAUUCAUUUGAUUCAUCUGAAAGUUCUGAAGAUUUUGAUUUAAUAAUUGAGUCUGAAGAAAAUUCAGAUAAUGAGGAAUUGAGACCAAGUGAUCAAAAUACAACAAAUACUGAAAAUGAAACUUCAGGACCAAAUGAAAUUGCUAUUGAAGCUGAUAGUAUGCAAAUCAGUCAAUCUAGUAAUAUUGAUAUUAAAGAAAAAGUAAAUGAACCAAUUGUUGAAACUGAGAAUAUUAAAUUAUCUCAAUCAGAUUUAGAAGAAGAAAACCGUCGUUUAAAAGAAGCACGUCUUUGUAAAAUUUGUUUAGAUCAAGAAUUAGGUGUUGUAAUGUUACCUUGCGCUCACUUAGUUGCAUGCAUUACUUGUGCUUCAAGUCUACCAGAUUGUCCAUUAUGUCGACAGACCAUCAAGGCUACUGUUCGCACAUUCCUUUCUUAAAAUUGAUGUUAUACUUACCUGUUUUUAACAUUAGUUAACCAUGUAUUUGUUGUGGUUGUAAAUACUAAGCAAAUGUUUUGUAUAGAGUGGUUGUUGCUAUUUAUACAUUUUUUUUAUUGAAUGUUAAUUUUCAUUUAAAGAAAAAAAUGUGAUUGUUUAAAACUUGAAAUAUUCUAAUGUUUGAUGGGAUUGUCAAUUUAAGGUAAAUAUUUCUUUAAUCUAAAUAAAAAAAUUUUAUUUCAUAUUGAAA
Molecule: messenger RNA, 2015 nt
Organism: Sipha flava (yellow sugarcane aphid)
Lineage: Eukaryota; Metazoa; Arthropoda; Insecta; Hemiptera; Aphididae
Product: death-associated inhibitor of apoptosis 2-like
Exons: 13
Coding region: 110-1765 (551 amino acids)
Biological process (GO): positive regulation of protein ubiquitination; negative regulation of apoptotic process; regulation of cell cycle
Cellular component (GO): cytoplasm; nucleus
Molecular function (GO): cysteine-type endopeptidase inhibitor activity involved in apoptotic process; ubiquitin protein ligase activity
Source: RefSeq, a predicted model, not a curated record